AAUGUUGUUUGUGAUACACAAGCCAAGUGUUGUAGUGUUGUUAUUGUGUUAUUGUGGCUCCUCUCAAGUGUUAAACUCUCUUAGUGUGUUACAUGAGGCAACACUGUCAAGCAACACACAUUAAUAUAAUCACAACCUCAAUAAUAUUAACAUAAACGCCAUUAAUUGAGGUGUUUGUUGGGCGCCGCUACAGCCUCGGAUCACCACUAUUUUCCCCAAGUUAUUUCUACCAGCAACACUGGCUUGAGAUACAGCUCCUGGACCCGCCCCUUCACUCAGCCAGUUGUGUUGGUGUGGCUUGAGAUACAGCUCCUGGACCCGCCUAUUGGGUGUACUCGACCAGUGUUUACCAGACUCGAGCUCCUGGAUUAACAUACCUACUCUUGAAGCUGUGACUUGAGUUAUCCUGAGUGUGGGUUAUCCCACUUGAGUUAUCCUGAGUGUGGAUUAUCCCACUUGAGUUAUCCUGAGUGUGGGUUAUCCCACUUGAGUUAUCCUGAGAGUGGGUUAUCCCACUUGAGUUAUCCUGAGUGUGGAUUAUCCCACUUGAGUUAUCCUGAGUGUGGGUUAUCCCACUUGAGUUAUCCUGAGAGUGGGUUAUCCCACUUGAGUUAUCCUGAGAGUGGGUUAUCCCACUUGAGUUAUCCUGAGAGUGGGUUAUCCCACUUGAGUUAUCCUGAGAGUGGGUUAUCCCACUUGAGUUAUCCUGAGAGUGGGUUAUCCCACUUGAGUUAUCCUGAGAGUGGGUUAUCCCACUUGAGUUAUCCUGAGAGUGGGUUAUCCCACUUGAGUUAUCCUGAGUGUGGGUUAUCCCACUUGAGUUAUCCUGAGAGUGGGUUAUCCCACUUGAGUUAUCCUGAGAGUGGGUUAUCCCACUUGAGUUAUCCUGAGAGUGGGUUAUAAGUGAGAGGCAGAAGAGAAGUGUGUUGAGGGAGAAGUAAGACAUGAGGCUGAUGCCUCACUAACUCUGGUCAAGACAACAUCGCUGCAGACAUGUCGUCCCACUUAGCAAACAAGAUGGCUAUGCCCAAACGCAAACGGCAAGAUGGAGAUGAAGUGGGGGGAGGCGCAUCUACCCCAGCUACUGAGGGACGACCAAAAAGACGAAGGAAUGAUACAACUUUAGUUGACACAAUACAAUACAUAUUUGAUGCAUUAAGAAACAAGAAGAAGGAUGAUGAGACGUACCUGUGUGAAGCGUUCCUUCGUGUGCCACGUAAGAAGACAGAACCUCAGUAUUAUGAUAUGAUUAAGAUACCAAUUGAUAUGCUAAAGAUUCAGCAGAAGAUUAAAACAGAUGUUUAUAAUGAAUUAGAAGAGUUUUGCAAAGAUGUGCAGUUGCUGGUGGACAAUGCCAAACUUUAUUAUGCCAAGUCAACAGAGGAGUACAAAGAUGCAUGUGAGUUGUGGGCAAUCUUCAUGGUGGCGAAGGACAAAGCUCCUGACGAGAUCAGCAAGGAGAAACUUCGUCAACAGCAGUUGGAAGAUGAUGAACGCCAUGGCAAGAGACGGGGUCGACCAACCAAGACAACAUUGGCUAUGUCAUCACCCAUGAUUCUGGAAGAGGACGGUGAGCCAAUGACUAUGGAAGAUGCUAUUGAGGAACUGUAUGGGGCUGUAAUGACUGCUAUGGACUCAGAGGGUCGUUUAUACUCUUAUGAUUUCCGGUUUCUUCCCUCGAGAAAUAAAUACCCAGAUUACUAUCAGUUGAUUGACCAUCCAAUUGACCUGAAGAUGAUAGCACAACGCAUAGUGUCAAAACAAUACAAAACUCUUGAUGAUCUUGAGGAUGAUUUUGCUCUUCUGUUUAACAAUGCAUGUACAUUCAAUGAACCAGGUUCUCGAAUCUUCAAAGAUGCCCGCACCCUGAAAAAACUGGCUCAGCUACGCAAGGGCGACCUCCUUCAGAUUCUGAAUGCAAAGAAGAGUGUUCGUCUCAGAAGUAAGAGAAGUCAUAACAACAAGCUGUGGUCGGUUUUAAUGGCAGAGUUGGAGGAAGGGAUAGAAUUGCCUCUACCUGAGGAGGACAGUGGAGGAACAGAGAUGGCCCUGGGGACUGCUCACGAGGAUGAGGAGAGUGAUGAGGAUAUUGACCUAGACAAUCCACAAUGGCAGCUUUUCUUAGCUGCCAAGAACCUUUCUUCCCCAAAUGAUCCCAACUACUUGCUAGUAGAACCAUUCAAACGUCUGCCUAAUCGGCGGUGGCAUGCUGACUACUACAUAGAGAUAAAGAACCCUAUCUCUAUGUCUCAGAUCAGGAAGAAGAUAGUGAAGGGAGAGUACCGCUUGAUAUCUGAGAUGCUGGACGACUUCAACUUGAUGUUUGACAAUGCUCAGCAGUACAAUCGGCCUGACUCCAGAAUAUACCGUGAUGCUGUGAAGCUCCAAAAGUAUAUACAGAAUAAAUCAGAAGAGAUAAUGGCAAUGGAUGAAGAGGACUCGGAUAGUUACAGUGAUGAUGACGACUCACAGUCGCACAGCAGACGUCGUCUAGGUCGUCCUGCCAGACCUUUGACAUUUAAACGUCGAGCAAAAAUCCUGUUCAAGACCUUAAUGGACUAUAUGACAGAAGAUGGCCGGCAGCCUAUUGUUGCCUUUAUUGAAAAGCCAGCCAAGAGGAAUUACCCUGAUUAUUAUGAGGUGAUAACUCAGCCUAUAGAUAUGGAGACCAUCGAAGGCAAGAUCAAAGGUGACAGGUACGCCAGUGAGGAAGAUCUCAUCGCCGACUUCAAGCUUAUGUUCCGCAACUGCCAAAAGUACAAUGAAGAAGGUUCAAUCAUAUAUACAGAUGCGACUAUACUGGAAAAGGUGUUGAUUGAGAAGAUCAGAGAGCUCAAUCAGGGUGAUGGUAACAUCAUUAAAGGGAAGGUGUUCAAGCGCAGUAAAUGCUCUUCAUAUGUGUGCCCAUCCAAAACCAUCAGAACUCUCUACAAUUCUGUACGUGAUUACCGAGACUCAGAAGGGCGACAGCUGUCAGAAGUCUUCCUGAAACUUCCAUCUAAAGCACUCUACCCAGAUUAUUAUGAGGUUAUAAAACAGCCAAUUGAUCUUGACCGAAUUCAGCACAAAUGGAAGAAUGGAGUUUACAUCACCCUUGAUGACAUCAUGGCUGACUUGACAUUAAUGUUCCAAAAUGCUUGUCGGUAUAAUGAACCAGACUCUCAGAUAUAUCGUGAUGCACUUACUCUGCAGCGCCAGGCCCUGGAGGUACGCGGAUGUUGCCAGCUUUUCAACAGAGAGAAUCAGACUGACAUCUUGGUAAAGAAACGUGUGGAGCUGUGUCAUUCUGAAUCAGUGCCUAAUGUGAGUGCUCUAGUGCAGGAGUUACUAAUGUCACUCUUCAUCAGUGUUUUCAACCAUGAAGAAGAAGAUGGCCGCUACACUGCAGAAUCUUUCUUUGAGCUACCUGAUUAUGAGGAGGUGGAUGGUAAAAAAACACGAGUGCUGUCCUUUGAUAUUAUGAAGCGGCGUCUCGAUAAAAACAUGUAUACUCGCCUUGAUCACUUUCAAGAGGACUUGUUUUCAAUAUUUGAACGUGCCCGCAGGUGUUCGAAGAUGGACUCUAGAACAUUUUUGGAUUCUAUAACGUUACAAACAGAAUAUAUGAGAAUAAGAGACGAUCUGUGUAACCACGGGGCAACUCUUCAGUCUCAAGCCUUGACAUUUACCGAAGUGGAGUUGAAUAACCAGUUGGAGCAAAUGAGAAAUCAGCGAGGGCUUGAACAGGAAGGAGAAGAUGAUGAUUCUAAGCCUCCACCGCAGCCUACAGAUGGAACUAACAACAGCAGUUUAAGUCACAAUGAAGUUCAGUACUUUGUGGGGGACUUUGUAUACCUCUCUCCUCCAGAAAAGAACUGUGACUAUCCUAUUUUGCACAUAGAGCGGUUAUGGACAAACAGUGAGGGUAGGCAGAUGGUAUACGGUUGUAACUACUACAGACCAGCAGAAACAUUUCAUCAGCCGAACCGCAAGUUUUUUGAGCAGGAAGUGUUUAAAACUGACCAGCAUCAUGCAUACCCACUCACUGAGGUAAUAGGAAAGUGUUAUGUACUGCCUCUGGUUGACUACAUAAAGAUGAAGCCGGAAGGUGUAGAUGAAAACGAUAUAUUUGUAUGUGAAUCUCGCUACAACAGCCGUAAUAGAUUCUUCAAAAAAAUCAAGUCAUUCCCAUUCAAUGUGGGAGAACGUGUCAGAUUGGUGGAGAGGCCAGAACCCUUGGAGAUGAAACGGGUUGACUCUAUAUUCAAAGAACGGGUUGAACGCCAUAAAGAAGAACUUGCUGAACUAGAUGAAGAGACUAAGGUCUUACGCCGCCAGCUUCCGAAUGUGGUAAAAUCUCAACCAGAAGGAUUAUCAGGUAACACAUAUUACGAGCAGUACAAUAUUUCCUCGGGCGCCAUCAAGCCAGGAGACUAUGUGUAUGUCCGAGGACGGGAAUUGGGCAAGAAGUCGGUCAGACAAAUAUGUCAACUCUGGGUUACGCCUGAAGGGACAGCAUACUUCCUGGGUACAGUGUUCAAAAAUGCAGCCCAGAACAACCCCAAUGGAGAGCAACUAUUUUACAAACAAGAGGUGUACCUUACUGCUGGUCAGGAAACCUUGCCUGUAUCCGACAUAAGUGGCCGUUGUUGUGUUCUCGAUGUUAAGGAUUAUUGUUCCUUACGGCCAACAGAGAUAAGUGAAAGUGACUUGUAUAUUUGUGAGAGUUUCUUGGAUGAGAUGAACCAGAGAGUGAGCUUGCUACAGAGUGGUCUGCGCAAAUUUAAACAUUCUUCUUUGACCACACGAGAUGAAAUCUACACCUUCAAGAAACCUCUUAGUUUACAAAAGUUGGAUGCUUCAAUGACUCCUCUGAAGAAGCAGCCACAGAACUAUGAAUCCUCUCCAAUGACACCACGUAUGGACCUGGAUUACGAAGACUCUAUGGAUGGGCCGCCACCUUCUGUAGCCUCCGUAGAUUCUGGCAUCAUUGCUGGUACCCCAAAAUCUACCAAGAAACCUCCAACUGGUAAACAAUUUCAACAGAUGACAGGGAAGAAGCAGAUGACAGGAUACAUACUAUUUGCUGCAGAAAUCAGAAAAAGUAUAACAUUAAAAAAUCCUAGUGCCAAUUUUGGAGAAAUAUCUCGCUUGGUUGGGAUAGAGUGGAAACGGUUAACAGAAACUGACCGCAAGACUUAUGAGGAUCGUGCCCAUCAAAUGAACCUGGAAAGUGCUGAGCGUGCCUUGAGUGGUAAUGGCCCAGACUCUCCUCAAACACCACAGAGCACUCCUCAGCAGACAACCCCAGACCUGCCUCUACCAAAUAACCCGGACGUGGUGUUUGAGUGCAUGUGGGAGAGCUGUGAUUUCAUGUUUGAGGACCUUGCUGAUCUCAGCGAUCACUUGUUAUUGGAAAGCACAGGCCAUGUCCAUAAGGUCACACAAGUAUUUGAGUGUGGAUGGCGAGGUUGCUCCAGACACAAAAAGAGCUCCCUGGCACCUUUUCCAAUGGUACAAAGGCUGGUGAGACACGUACGAGAAGUUCACAUACAGAAAAACACUGGACGUAUCAUACAGCACCAUGACCGGUCCAGGAACUUUGUAGCAUCAACUCGGCGAUCACUGCUAUCCCUGCAGCCAACCCCAGCUACUCCAGCUACCACAACAUACCCCACCUCUGGUUCUCCUCAGUCCACAGUUCAGGGACUACUUCAAGGUCGAGGAAGCCCCUACCCUCCAGGAAUGGUGAUGACCUCUUACUCUGGGCUUGUACCCAGCAGUCAGAUGGGCCAUCUACCCUAUUCACCUGUAGGUGUGAAUGGUAGUCCAGUUCCUGCAAGGUCUUUUGAUCCCAUUUUUGUAGCUCCUCCCCCCAAGACACAGAGACUGCUUCAUUCAGAAGCUUACAUUAAAUAUAUUGAAAAUUUGGACAAGCCUUUCCUCAGUAAUUGGGAGAGACAUUUGAUGGCUACUCAAGAAAAUACAGUGAUAAAUGAUUCAGGUCGUCUUCCUGCACAGUGGCUUGCUGCUGGGCCUGGUACUCAUGGCACUGUUGUUAAUGCUCUCUGGGCUCUCAGGGAGUACAUGAUGAAGGAUUCUUUGGGUAUUGCUAAAAUUUUGUGACCCGAUACAAAAUCAGAAGAUUUAAAGAAGGAAGAGGCGGGUAAAACUACAAAUCAGAGCCAGACUGCUACAGUGACAUUUCUUCCAAAGAACUUCUCCUUCACUGUCUCUACAUCUGUCAAUGAACUGGGGUAAUUUUCUGGUCUAUGUGGUCUUGCCUAGCAAAAGGGUUUUUGUUGCAUUGUUGAGUAAAAAUCUUACCCCUCUGUUGGGCAAGAGCCCCCCCCCCCACCCUUCUAAUGGGUUGGACCCUCAUGUAAACAAUUUUUGAUAAAGGAAUUCAUUCCAUUUCUUCACACUGUACAUGAUACAUUGGUUAUAUGUUGCUUGAUUUUUUUUAAAUUGUCAUUUUGUUAGAAUUUGGGGGUGUUGCAAUCAGAGGGUAAUCAGAAUCAUGAUGUCAACACACUUCUGGAAAGAUAAUGAUUAAAUUAACAUUGGUGAAUAUUUUCUUCUGUGGUUCAUCCUGCCUUGGCAGGGAGGCUGCCGUUGAGGUAACAUCAUCAGAUUAACUGUGUGUGUGUGUGUGUGUGUGUGUGUGUGUGUGUACUCGCCUAGUUGUGGUUGCAGGGGUCGAGUCACAGCUCCUAGCCCCGCCUCUUCAAUGGUCGCUACUGUGUGGGUGUUUGUGGUUUUUUUUUUUUUUGUGUGUGUGUGUGUGUGUGUGUGUGUGUGUGUGUGUGUGUGUGUGUGUGUGAGAGAGAGAGGGAGAUGUGCCAUGACUUAGCCUCUGUGUGUGCGUGUGUGUGUGCGUGCACGUGUGCACGUGUGUGCAUGUGUGUGUGCACGUGUGUGCAUGUGUGUGUGUGUGUGUGUGUGUGUGUGUGUGCACGUGUGCGUGUGCAUGUGUGUGUGCGCACGUGUGCACAUGUGUGCACGUGUGUGUGCACACGUGUGUGCGAGGUUUAUUUAUAAUUGUGUAUGUACUCGCCAAUAUGUGGUUGCAAGGAUCAGGUCAUAGCUUCUGGCUCCGCCCCUCAACUUUAUUUUUGUGUGGGCAUGCGUACAUACGUACCAGCAUGAAGUGAUAGUAUUUUUUUUAUUAUAAAGUUUUUAUAUUUCUUAUUUUGAAAACUUUUACCUGAAAGGGCAUUAUGUUUACUGUAGGUUUUUAUUUAUUGUUGUUUAUUGAAAUGUGUCCAAGUUUGAAGUCACAGUAUAGUUAGUAUGACAGUGGUGUUUGACACUGUUUUGUAUUUACAGUGACAUUAAAAUAUGUUUAAGUUGGUGUAACCCAGGAAGAUAAAUAAUUGUCUUUUUUUUUUAUGUAGGAUAGUUUCUUUUAUUUGACUUGUGAAUAGUGGUAUGUCAUUUGUUGUUUGUCAGCUAAUUCCUGUUGAAGUGAUGCCAUUCAUGUUCUAUAAAGAUUUUUUUAGAUUUUGUAUAUUCUUAGAUGUAAGUACAGCUAUCAGAUAUUCAUAGCCACAGAAUGUAUAGUAUGCAUUACAAACAACUGAGUGCAUCACUAAUGCAGCUGUUGUUUUAUUUUAGAUCUGGUAAAUGUUAAUAAUACUUUUCAUUAAUUCCAGAUCUUAAAUAUUACUUUUGUAGGUGUGCUGUUAAAUAGGAUGGUUAAGUCUGUUAUAGAGAAAAGUUGGUUAAUUAAGCAUUUCCUUUAAUUAAAUUUUUCAAUAUGAUUUGGCAUAAAGGUGAUAAUACAAGAUAGAUAAAUAAAUACACAUGGCAUUAUAUUACAAAAAAAAAAAAAUGAUUUUAGUGUGCCAAAAAACCUUAGUCAAAGGUUUCAAACAUUUCACAGUUCACUUUUAUGUUCUCUUGUGUAAGUGUAAUAUUGAAUUGUCUUCUGUAAGUGUGCUUUUUUUUUAUGCUAUUAGUGAGGAGCAAAUAUAGUAAUAAGGUUAAUCUCAGAAAUAUUCUGGCUGUAUACAUUUUUAUUCAGAAGUACAGUACUUUUAUUUUGGUACAUUUUAUUUUACUCACAUAUUAGACAUGCUAUUUUUGGCUGAUGGAAAAGGUGAGAAAAUAUAACAACAUAUAAUAAAGUAUGCGAGAAAGAAUUAAAAAAAUAUAAAAUAAUAAA
Cherax quadricarinatus is the source of this 8146-nucleotide messenger RNA. RefSeq names its product protein polybromo (gene polybromo). Gene Ontology annotation, biological process: chromatin remodeling; transcription elongation by RNA polymerase II. Gene Ontology annotation, cellular component: RSC-type complex; SWI/SNF complex. Lineage: Eukaryota; Metazoa; Arthropoda; Malacostraca; Decapoda; Parastacidae. Gene Ontology annotation, molecular function: protein binding; chromatin binding. The record is from RefSeq and is a predicted model, not a curated record.